GAAUGAUGGAACCUUAGACAUGUCCUGUGCAUCUUCAGGCGAAGUUGAAGUGAGGCACGUGCAGAAGAUCACAGAAGACGAGGACAAUGGGGCAUCAAGAAAAAGUACAGGGGGGCAUGGUAUUAUCAGUGAGCCCUAUCUUGAAGAAACAUUGCUGGACUACGAAGAAAGCGAUUGUGCUUUUGUAGAUCUGGCCAGUGACCCCUCUGUGUCCUGCCUGGCAAGAGUAGAGAAGUAUAUCUGCGAUGAAACAAUAGAUGAUGUGCAAAAAACAAAGGUCAAAAGAAAAAGACGGCUUCCGAAGCGAUACAGAUCAAACGACGAUGAGACAGACUCUGACCGUGAGAAAAAAGAAGAAAAAGAAUGGAAACCCAACCAGAAAAUAACACAGCGCUCUUCAACUGGAAAGAAACAGCGUUUGAUUAAAGUUGGUCAUGAACUGUUGCAGAGCCCCGCCAGUGAGAAGAAAGAAGAAACACAAAUUAAACCCGACCAAAGCAAAGGGCAGCGAUCUUUGAAAAAAAAGCAUUUGAUUAAACUUAGAAUUGGUUUGAUGGAGAAGUGCCCUGAUACAGCUUUAUCAAACAAUGCUUUCAUGCUUAAAGGUCCAGUUCAAACAAUAUUGUGUCAACAAAACUUGAGCGAGCCUGAUUUCUUCAACCAUCUGAGGUCCACCUUUCCUGAGCUUGGAGAAGACGAACCCCUUGAGGCUGUUUUGCUUGAAAGAAACAAAACAUCAGUUUCUCAUCCAGUAAGUAGGGUGACACAGAGUGAGCUCUACAGAGCCUUCAGAAAUGCACAGAAACACCUUGCCUUUUACAUACAGCCAAAGGAGCUUGAAGACACUUGUGACACAGCAACAUCAUCACAUGGUCACAAGCCCAGUACAAGCGUCCAAGACCGUAUGACGGCAGCCCCUCCCUUUUCCCACAGCGGUCUUCAAGAACAGUCAGAAACGCAGGGUCCCAGUAAAUUGUCAGAUGAGCAAGAUGGCCUGUCCUUCAUUGCAUCUGCAGCUCAGAGUGAAGAGGGUGAAGAUGAUGAUGAUGACUGGAAUCCAGCACAAAACGAACAAAAUGAAGAACACAGCACUUCUUCAAAGAUUAAAAAGAUCAGAAAGAAAAGAGUUACACAGCUGAGCCUAGAUUCAUGUAAAGUGUGUGGGCUUACAUUCCAAUCCAUCAAAAUCCUUACCAAACAUGCUCUAUGUCAUCUGGAUAAUCCAAAAAGCAUCUGUGGAGUAUGUGGACAAGAACUGGAGUCAUCAGAGGAGCUCAAGAGUCAUCUGGACACUCACCAGAAACUUCAUCAAUGUGACAAAUGUGGACGAUAUUUUUUGACCUUCAUUGUUUUUCAAAAACAUAAAAUUACCUGUGAGUUAGGUGAAACCGCCGCAGCUGAUGGCAACAUGUGGAAAAAAAUUAAUGUACAUCAAAAAGAAAAGCCUAGUUACAAAUGUGACUACUGCCCUCAGAUUUUUAGAAUUAAAACACAGCUUUACAUUCACAAGAAGAUACACACAGACGGGAAGCCAUAUUCUUGUGAUGUAUGUGGUAAAUGUUUCUCAAAUUAUUCAAACUUGCACCGGCACAAACUAAUUCACUCUGGUGAGAAGAAGCACAGUUGUACACAUUGUGGAAAAUUCUUUUAUAGUAAAUAUUUUCUGAAUAAGCAUGAGAUAAUUCAUUUAGACAGAGAAAGAAACUUCUUGUGUGACAUUUGCAGCAAAACAUUUUAUACAAACUCCUUGUUAAUCUCGCACCAGAAAAUACAUGAUGAAUCACACAUCAUUAAAUGUCCUGUUUGUGGCAAGUUAUUAAAAGGAGAGUUACAGGAACACAUGAGGAUUCAUACUGGAGAAAAGCCUUACACCUGUAAACUAUGUGGUGUGAAGUUUAGAUUACGCAAUCAUCUUAGAAACCACAUGAACUCUCAUCUUGGCAUCAAACCUUUUACCUGUACAGUGUGUGGAUGCAAAACAUCACGUAAAGCGCACUUGGAGAUGCACAUGAGGACUCACACUGGGCACAAGCCAUACAAGUGCACACUGUGUGAUAAGGCCUAUACACAAGCACACUGUUUAAAAACCCACAUGAAAAGCCACCAGGCUGCUGUUGAUGCCUUGGCUUGAAAGCAUGAAGUAAAAGUAAUCAGAAUCCAAAUUUGUUUUAUUCAUCCCCAGGGGGAAAGUUCUUUUCACUACAGACUUGUAGCUAACUUUCAAAAGAAAUACAAUAGAAAACUAAAAUAAAAUACAAUUAACUAAAACGCUCCUAAAAAUAAAAUAAAUGCAUUAUAACUUAAAUCUAGUGAUGGUACAAUAUAUUUUUAUGUUAAACUUUACAACUGUGAGACAAUAUGUUUCAACUGUUUGUGACCUUUUUAAAAGGCCAACAAUACAAAUUCUGGCAUUUAUUGUAGGUUUGUAUGUGUAAGCUUUGAACUCGUCCAAGCACCAUUCUUUGGCAUUUUGGCUCUUCUGCAUUCACUUUGAAUGGGAACAUUGAUAUUGGUCAAAUUUACUUCAGUUUUAUUUAGUUUAUAUGGAAGAACAUUGUAUUCAC
This is a messenger RNA of Periophthalmus magnuspinnatus, 2564 nucleotides long. RefSeq names its product zinc finger protein 70-like. Lineage: Eukaryota; Metazoa; Chordata; Actinopteri; Gobiiformes; Gobiidae. Gene Ontology annotation, molecular function: DNA-binding transcription repressor activity, RNA polymerase II-specific; RNA polymerase II cis-regulatory region sequence-specific DNA binding. Gene Ontology annotation, biological process: negative regulation of transcription by RNA polymerase II. The coding region runs from base 20 to 2131 and encodes 703 amino acids. The transcript is spliced from 5 exons. The record is from RefSeq and is a predicted model, not a curated record.